Thyridium curvatum is the source of this 273-nucleotide messenger RNA. RefSeq lists its product as uncharacterized. The record is from RefSeq and is a predicted model, not a curated record. Bases 1 to 273 code for a protein of 90 amino acids. The transcript has a single exon. NCBI's taxonomy places the organism in Eukaryota, Fungi, Ascomycota, Sordariomycetes, Thyridiales, Thyridiaceae.
AUGCCUGCCGUUGGCACACUCGUCGCAGACAAAGCCCUGCUCAGCAACCAGAGUGCUACAGAAGCAGGAGUCACACACACAUGUGUGGAGGGCCAGGCACUCUCCCCUGCCACAUGCAUCGCACAAGCCCCCAUUGGCCUUGGCAUGGUAGCCGCAUGCGCCGCGACAAACGAAGCAGCUGCAGUGAUUCUUGGGCUCCUUGUCCGCGACCUGUCCACUAGGCUGACUCGUGGUGCCGCUGCUGCCGGUGCCUGUGCUGGACCCGGAGAUUGA